GACACACUCCUGACACCGUGCGACAAAUCGGGAAGGAAUAUAAACUGGCCAAAAGCAUAACAUCAUGAAUUUUCUCCAAUUGAAAAUUGACCAUGUACAUACACAAGGUCCAUCCAUCAAAAAAGCUAACACAAGAUUGUGAGUAGAUGAGAACGUGAACUUGUACAGUUCACCAACUCUUUUAUCUUUAAUCCCCUCCCCCAUCUACCUGUAAAAUUCGUACCCAAUAUUCUACAUAUACAUACAGUAUAUAUAUAUAUAUAUAUAUAUAUACCAUCAUAUAGAAGAAAAAGAAGAAGAAGAAGAAGAAGAGGUGAGCAAUUUCACCAGAGAAAGAAUGGAGAAACCUACAGUUUGUGUUCUUGAUGCUUCAACCUAUGUGGGUUUUUGGAUUCUCAAAGGAUUGUUAUCCAGAGGCUAUACAGUUCAUGCAGCUAUUCAAAAGAAUGUAGAGAAUGAGAUGGUGAAGAAAAUAAGGGAUAUGCAGAGAUCAGAGAAUAGAUUAGUGGUGUUUACUGUGGAUGUGUUGGAUUACCAAAGCAUUCUUGAAACUUUGAAGGGCUGUUGUGGCUUGUUCUGCUGUUUGGAUACUUCUGAUAAAUAUGAUGAUGAAGUGGUGGAUUUUGAGACAAGAGGAGCAAUUAAUGUGGUGGAGGCAUGCGCACAAACAGAGAGUAUAAAGAAGAUUGUUUUCAGUUCUUCUUUAACUACAGCAAUUUGGAAGGACAAUAUUUCCUCUGAGAAGGAUGUAGAUGAAAGGUCAUGGAGUAACAGAGAGUUCUGCAAAAAAUUGAAGUUGUGGUAUGCCUUGGCGAAGACACUGUCUGAGCAGGCUGCUUGGGCUCUAGCCAUGGACCGGAUGCUUAACAUGGUAUCUAUCAAUGCUGGACUCGUUCUUGGACCUGGUGUUGCCCAACAAAAUCCACAAGUGACAAUGUCAUAUCUUCAAGGGGCGGCUCAGAUGUAUGAGAACGGAGUCCUAGCAUUCGUUGAUGUGAACUUUCUAGCUGAUGUUCAUAUCCGAGCUUUUGAGCAACAGUCCACUUGUGGCCGAUACUUCUGCUUCAACCAGAUUGUGAAUACUGAAGAAGAGACUGCAAAACUUGCACAAAGCUUGAGCCCUUUGAUAUCCUUACCACCUAGGUACGAAUGCCAAGGGGGCGAGGUACAUGUUGACAGACUAAGAAACAAGAAACUAAACAAGCUGGUUGAAGGCACUGCGUAUUAGCAUUGGCUACGUCUUUAUAUGUGUAUUUUUCUUUUUUCUUUUUCUUUUUCGAUUGUCAUUCAAUUCGAGCAUGCCAAUGUCUAGCUGAGAUUUGGGAAGCUUGGAUCACCCAUUCUCUGGUUUGAGAGGGUGGGAAUUAUCAAUAUUGAUAUGAAACAUAAGUGCAGUUUCUUUGAUUGAA
Messenger RNA from Cornus florida, 1409 nucleotides. Its product is annotated as cinnamoyl-CoA reductase-like SNL6. Bases 338 to 1228 code for a protein of 296 amino acids. The transcript has 6 exons. Lineage: Eukaryota; Viridiplantae; Streptophyta; Magnoliopsida; Cornales; Cornaceae. Gene Ontology annotation, molecular function: oxidoreductase activity, acting on the CH-OH group of donors, NAD or NADP as acceptor. The record is from RefSeq and is a predicted model, not a curated record.